CUCGAACCGCUGCUGAAUUAAAUUGUCUAUUUACCUAGUCGCUUGCGAAAUAUUGACAAUCGAAAUCGGCUUACGAAAUGUGUGUUGAUGAGUGCGACUGCGUUGUGGGUUUUUGUUUUCAGCAAUUACUUAACGUUGGCGUUUAGUGGAUUUUUUAUUGUGCGCAGGACUGGUAUGGAAUGUGAAAAAUUAUAUGUGCAGUCAAUAAUUUCGUUGCUGUACGAAUAUGUAGAGUGAAUAAAGAACAAGUUAUGUAAGCGCAGUGAGGAGUGUGAAACACUAGUGAAAAAAUAGCAUUAAAAGAAAAGUACAGUCAAUUCGAAAAUAUAUACUAUGCACAAAAAAAUGUUAUUUGUAGCGCAAAAAAUUUAAAACGAAACUGUGCUAAUUAAUAUCAAACUUAAUUAAAAACUAUAUUGCAACAAAAUGAAAAAACUCUAUGCCAAAGCGUCAUUUAAGAGCAAAAAACCCAGCCAAAAACACGCCAACCAGGAUUGCGUCGAUGGCGGCAUCUAUAUCAGCAAACCGCAGCAUGGUCCAAUUAUACUCGCUUAUCAAAGCGGACCCACACAACAACAACAGCAACAGCAUCCUGCUGAUAUGGAUAUGAACACAGCAACAUUGCGCAAAAUAUACAAACGUUCUGUGCCGCCCUCUGCCGAUGCCGCAGCUGCCAGUAAUGAAGAUGAAUCAUUUUUUCCACCACCACCAUCGCGCACGCCCUCUUCAGCAUCGUCGCUGUCCGCGAGCAAUCCCUCGAACGCUCGUCCGUUUCCGCCAGACGAUGCGCACUAUUAUUACUCCAUACAGGAGCUGCAGCAACUUAAUAUGCUCGAUCAUCGACACCCGCACUUCCAUCGCCAACAGCAGCAACAUCAAUUGCUGCGUCAAUCCAAUUCAGCUGCAACCGCCACCGCCACCGCCGUCUCAGCGGCAACAACAUCCGCCCCGGCCAUUUCGUUCUAUGAGCAUCAUAAACUAGUGCUGCAGCUUCCCAUGGCCGCGUCAACACCGCCGACAACAGCUACGAUGCCUGAUGCAUCGGUAACACCAACAACCACUUCGCCCAUCUACGAAGCACCCCAAAUAGUCAACAAUGCUACUGGCUACAGCGGCGCGCGUUCGCUGGACUACUUCUACAAUUAUCAUCCGCGUCGUUCGCUGCGCCCAGCCUCUGCUGCGGGUGGCAUUGAUGGUCAUUAUUUGUUGGACGACGAUGAUGAUACCGAUUUCGUGGCGGACGAUGAUGACCGAACGGCCACUGGCUUUGGAUCAUUGCCUAUUGUUGAAGCGAGGGCAAGCACUAGACUGCUGGGUUCUUCGCCUCCUACGACUGUAUCGCCGCACUCUUCCUCGCUGUCGUUCAAUAAUCUACGCAAAUUGCAACACACACACUCGAUGCCGUCAAUUUGCAUGAAGAACGACAGGUCGGAGGGAGACAAUGAUGGCGAUAGUUUGGCUGACAAUGUUGGCGGACUGCAACAAUUGCAUCAAUAUAGGAUGCAACAGCUACAGCUGCAACAACAACAACAACAACAACAACAACAACAUAGCGGUCAACAAUAUCACCCCCAAUCGGCGCGUCAUAAUUCGGUCAACGCGAAUUUAAUUAGUAAUUGGCCGGCGACAGUCAGCGCUGGAAAAAAUGUUGAACAAAGUAUUAUUGGCGCCCGUGCCUCUGUCAUGGUUUACGACGAUAACCUGAAACGCUGGGUGCCAUCGGGCACCUCAGCCGGCCUCAGUAAAGUGCAGAUCUAUCAUCAUCAACUGAACAACACAUUUCGCAUUGUUGGACGCAAACUGCAGGAUCACGAGGUGGUGAUCAACUGUUCCAUACUUAAAGGACUCAAAUACAAUCAAGCCACGCCCACAUUCCAUCAAUGGCGCGAUUCAAAAUUUGUUUAUGGUUUGAACUUUUCCUCACAAAACGAUGCGGAAGCCUUUGCUCGAGCCAUGGUGCACGCUUUGGAUGUGCUCAGCGGUCGUGUGGCCAACAAUCCUCUCAUGGGCGCUAUGGCUAUGGGUGGGCCACCGACAAAUGGAAAUGGAUAUGAGGAGGAUAUGGGAUAUCGUACGAUGACCAGCGAGGAUGCGGCGAUUUUGCGGCAGCAACAACAAAUCACAGGACAAAUCACACCAUCUGCACAGACGCCAACCUCACAGACCAAUCAAAAUAAUAUACCACAGAGCCCUCCCACACCGCAGGGACAUCAUCGCACCAGCAGAAAUUCCCUUAGCGCUCCGGCGGCUCCGCAACCGCAGCCGAUGACAAUGCCACAGCAACUACCGCAGCCACAGCCGCCAUACGGCCAGGCGGGACAGCCGAACGGAUUGCAGCAACAGGCGCAGAUACCGCCCGCUCCGGGUCAGCCACAGUACCACGCGCCACAGCAGAUGCAACAAGCUCCACAGGCCUCGCACGCCGUCUAUUCCGCACAACAGCUGGUAAACGCCGGCUAUCCGCCACAAGCACAGUAUCAGCCCAGCCAUUUUAUGUUAUCUAAUUCUAAUCCGAAUCUUAAUCUGCAUCAAUAUUCACAACAGCAGCAGCCGCCGCCACAAUGCAUACCAAGCGCGCCCCAGCCGCCAAUGCCGCCACCGCAUCAAAAUGGUGUAGGUGGAGGCGGCGGCGGCGGACCAAUUUACGUUUCUUCAUCUCAAUCGCAGCCAGCGCUGCCCACAUCCGUUAGCUCGAGCAGUGCCGUUUAUGGUGCCCAAACAAUACAGAUGCAGCAUCAGCAGCAGCAACAACAACAGCAAUCAGCUCCAAGUGGGGUACUGCAGAAUGGUGGUGGAGCUGCUGCACCUCCACCGCCUCCCCCACCACCAUUCGGGGGCGCAGGGGCACCAGCUCCUCCUAUGAUGGCCGGCGGUGUUCCUCCAGCACCAAUGCCGCCGCCAACAAAUAUCAAUCGGAGCGCACCACAAGCGCCUGCUGCACCGCCACCACCGCCGGCAGCAACUGCGGCGCCACCACCACCUCCUCCGCCACCAGCGGGAGGCGCACCACCAUCCAAAAAGGAAGAUCCACAAGCCGAUCUCAUGGGCUCGCUUGCAGCACAGUUGCAGCAGGCCAAGCUGAAGAAGAAUAAACCCACUGCGGCACCCACAGAGAAUAGCGGAAGCAGCACCUCAAGCGGAGGUAGCGGUAACUAUGGCACAAUCGGCCGCAGUUCAUCGGGCAUGGCUUCCAUGAUGGAUGAAAUGGCUAAAACAUUGGCACGACGGCGUGCCCAGGCCGAGAAGAAAGAGCCCGAAGCUGAGCCGGAAGUGAAGCAGCGUCCCUGGGAGAAGUCUAACACUUUGCCACACAAGCUGGGCUCGUCGUCAUCGAACACGAAUUGCAAUGCCGCUUCCAACAACACAUCGAACAGUGGCAGCGAAUCACCACGACCGAUGCGCAAACGUUUUGGCAGCGCCAGUGAAGAGACGAUACUUAAGCAGGUUAAUGGUGAUGGUCUGUCAUUGGCUUUAUCAAGCACUGAGUUGGACACAUUAAAGGCUGAUAUUCUGAAAGAGAUACGCUCUGAGAUACAGAAGGUCAAACAAGAAAUUAUAGAAGUUAUAAAAUCCGAGUUCAAUAGAAGAUAAGAGCAGCAACAGUCUGGCACGAGCAGCAGUAGGAGCCGCCGAACGGUGAUCAAAAAUUUAGUCGGUGAUAAAAAGAUGUAGAUGAAUUCCAGAAUGGGUAGAUGGUGUGGAAACCGCUUGUCGACCUAUUCCUUUUAAUUUAUCUACAAACUGCAGAUAGAGAAAUGCAAAUAACAUUCUUUUUUUUUAUAUAUUACAUAUAAACAUUUGAAUGGAAGCUAUUACAUAUAAACAUUUAAAUGGAAGCAACUAAAAAAAAAAAUAAGAGUACGCAUGUUAUACCAAUAUAAACAUAUAACAAUUCAGCGCUAAUAAAACCGAUAGUAAUGUUCUUGAAAAUGCAACAACAAAAACGAAUAUACAAUGAACUGAAUAUGUAUUGAAAAGUUUUAAAUACAAAUUUAAUGUAGUAUCAAAGGAUAUACAUAAAAAGUCGAAAAAUAUAUUCCCACAUCCCGGCGAGAAAUUCAAACUACUAAAUAUAUUCCGAAAAUAAGAUAGAAUGGAUGAAUUUGCAUGUACAUGUGGCUUGUGGAUUGUCGCAGUUCGAGUUGACGUCGCAUUGUGUAGAUUGAUACGGACAAACGUUUUGCAUUUGGAAAAUAACUUUCGAAAAUACUUCAAAUAAUAAAUUUAAACAUGUUUUCAUAUUAGAUAAUAAAUAAUUGCAAAGAUAUAAGGUAUUUAAGUGUAAUAUAACGUUGCUCGCUCUAUCUUAAAUUGAAUUUCCAUACUGAUCGAACGACGUUUGCUGUACAUAUUUCUAUUACAUUUAUUACACGAGUAGACAUACAGUUUUUAUUGAAAAACUACAAACAAAUAGUUUAAAUAUAUAAAUACAUACAUAUAUAUACUCACACUUAGCUACAUAUAGUAGAACACAAAUUUUGGAAUCGCUUUUUUUUUAACAGUCACUAAAUAAAUGGUUCUGUCAUUUUAAAUUCUUCAUAUACGACCCUCAAGAUUUCUUUCAAGAGACAAAAGUUACACCCAAAUUCCGCGUGCAUUUAAUAUUUGCAAGUACAUGCAGUUUUAUAUUAAUUUUUUGAAUUCAUUCCUCAACGGCUCAUUCUAUUGCGAGAAAAAUGUUGGUAAGUUAAUACGAAUAUACUCGCGAUGGUUCUGCAAUUUGUCUCAAAUUUUCGUUCGGUGUAAUUUAUUUCCCUUGAAAGAGAACUUAAGCGCUGAAGUCCCAAUUUAACUGAACCAACGUCAUAACUUUAAAAAAAUUUGACUUGUAUUAUUUUGAGCGAGAAAUGCUUAUAAUUAUUAAAGCAAAAUUUGGCAGAUAUGCUUUUGAGCAGAAAAUACAACAAUUACACAUGUAUCAAGGUGUAUUCAUAUAAGUUGGUGCUACUAGAUCAGCUGAUUAUGUGUGUAUGUUUUUUUUGUGUAUUUUGUUUGUGCUUUUUACAGGAUGCCAGCAAAACAAACGACGAAAAUUAUCUCCUAUUUUCUUUCGCUUUGACAUUCUGAUGUACCAAAAAGCAAUAACGAAGUAGAUGAGAUUUUGUGUUAAUUCGCCUUGAUAUGUACAUUUGUACAUAUGUAUGUAUUUUUUCUUAGGCAAAAACGAUAAUAAAAUGAAAUGUUUUGUUGUUUUUCUGGUUUCGUCUGUUUUGUUAGUUUUAUGGUUUUCGUGAUUUUUCGGGAUUAUUCAUAUUUUACUUUUCGAGGUUUUUCGGUAAUUUUUAACAUUUGUUCAGAACUUUUCUUUGUUUUUUUUUCGUGUACUUUUGCCUUAAAAUAUAAGAGCAAACAUAAUCGGCAUUUCUUGCACAAAAUAAUAGAAGUUGAAAAAUAAAUAAAAUGCAUUUCUUUUAAUUAUAGUCACUGGUUUCAUGUUCCAUUUUCAAGAAACACUUUCAAGCCUUUCGUAUAAAAUUUACCGAUAUGUAUUAUUUUUGUGUUUUGCUGUUCUAAAAUCGAAAUAUGCAGUUUUUUUUUUUUUAUUUUUUAAAAUAUAUAGUUCCUUAUAUAGCCCAUUCCUAAACGUGAUUGGGUUUCGAAAUAUGGAAAUUGAAUACUAAAUUCGACCAACAUAUCUUCGCUACCAUGUCAAACGAUCGAAUGUGAAAAUCGGUUCUUUUUAGGAGAGCAAAGAAACUGUUGUAAAAAAUGUUGUUGUCAUUAGGAAAAAGUGUGGGAUACGGCCAGUAUCCUCUGCUUCUAUAAAGACUAGAAAUUCGACGAUUUGUAAAUGAAAAAGCAUUUUUGCACAUUCGAUUGUUUGGCAUGGUAGCGACGAUAUGUAUGGCUAUGUAGCAUCGUCAUUAGUUGAUUUGAAUUUUUAAUUUCUCACCGUGUAUUCGUAGCAAAUACAGGCGUAUAGGCAUACAAAAAUUAACUAAAUAAAUCUACAUCGCUAAAUUUAUUAUUGUAUAUUUUUAUGAAGAUAAGUCAGUGUUUGUUUGUAUAAUUAGAUGUAUACUUAUUUUUAUUACACUUAUAUAUACAUACAUAUAUGUAUGUACAUACAUAUGUACACACCACUCUCUAUGUUUAAUUUUUCCUCUUGCAUAUAUUUCUACACUCACAUAGAUACAUAUGUACAUCCUAGCUAUAGUGUGAAUUACGUUUAAAUUAAAAAAAUUGUAAAGCAUAACGAAAAAAAGAGCAUGAAGCAAGAAAUUAAUUAAAACUGCUUUCUCAAUGUUACUAUUACUAUUAUAUAAUACACGUAUAAUAGACAAAAUAUGCUAAUAUUAUAUCGAAAGUGAAUUUAAAUAAAAUCAUCCGUGAAUUGUGAGACUACAAUUAAUAAAUAGAUUAUAUACAUACAUACAUACAUACAUUCAUACAUAAAAUCUUGCGAGUCGAGCGACGCUUUAAAUGGAAAUUAUAGCCACAGCAGACAUGUGUAGACAUGACAACAAUACGAGAACGCCCUAGUAUGUAAGUACAUAAAGCAUAACUUAGUAUAUAUUGUAUGAAUCGCAAAUGGGUAAAUCAUUUCAUUAUGGUAGCAAUUAUAUUUAAGUUAAUCAUUUGACAAGUCAACUAUUAUUUUUAACAUUUCGUAUUUAUUUUGAACUAAUUCAAAUUUACUUAAAUAGGUCCAAACUAUUGGCGGAGAGAUCAGAAAAGGAUUUGUAGAUUAAACGGUGAAAGUCUGCUAUACAAAAAUUUAGUUUAGAAUUCCAUAAAAACGAUCAUGUGCUUCCGUUAACCGAUGUGUGAGUUUGCCUUGUGCUACCACUUACAUACGUGCAUUGGGAAUUUCAAAAAAUAGUAAAACCUACGAUAUAUACCCUUAUCUUGGUCUAUGUAUAUAUUUAUUUUGCAAUUCUUUUUGCCUGUCUUUGUAUUGUCCGCAAGGGGAAAAACAUUUCCGAUACUCGUUUGAUUCAAUCUUGUAUAAGCAUCAAAAUACUAAUCUUGGAGGCCUGUUUUUUCUCGUGAGAGCGAAUAUAAGAGCAGGGUGGAAAGUAGAUCUCACAAAUCAUAAACCAAAUAAAAUAAAAACAAAAUUCACGCGAAGUUUUCCGUGUUGUGACUUUAAACUUAACCUAAAACACAAAGUGGCAUUGAAGCAAUGAUUUAUUUACGAACAUGCAUUAGCAUGUAAUACAAAUAAUACAUUCACUGAUGAGAAAAAGAAAUGCAAAAACAAACAAAAUUAUGCUGUAGUAAAGUACUCUGCUUUAGAACUCGAAUCUGAAAUUGAAACGGUAACCGAUGUCUGCACAA
Rhagoletis pomonella (apple maggot) is the source of this 7281-nucleotide messenger RNA. RefSeq names its product protein enabled (gene ena). Gene Ontology annotation, molecular function: SH3 domain binding. NCBI's taxonomy places the organism in Eukaryota, Metazoa, Arthropoda, Insecta, Diptera, Tephritidae. The record is from RefSeq and is a predicted model, not a curated record. The transcript has 9 exons. The coding region runs from base 427 to 3591 and encodes 1054 amino acids.